Molecule: messenger RNA, 1629 nt
Organism: Penicillium soppii
Lineage: Eukaryota; Fungi; Ascomycota; Eurotiomycetes; Eurotiales; Aspergillaceae
Product: putative hexokinase
Exons: 1
Coding region: 1-1629 (542 amino acids)
Biological process (GO): glycolytic process; glucose 6-phosphate metabolic process; intracellular glucose homeostasis
Cellular component (GO): cytosol; mitochondrion
Molecular function (GO): mannokinase activity; ATP binding; glucokinase activity
Source: RefSeq, a predicted model, not a curated record
AUGUCGACCCUGGUCAAGGUCCUACACCGAUUGCAAGAACUCUUCCAUAACGUGGUCGCCGCACUCGAAAACAUGAUCCUCUUCCCGUCCCUCUUCCGCGGAUUCUCGCGACGCCGCCGCAAGCCCUUCCUCGGUGCCCAUUGGAAACGCCGCUCCCUCGAUGACUUCGCCGAUGAAGUGGAAACCGCCUGCUCAACACCCCUCUCAACUCGCAACAUGAUCGAUAUGUCGGAGCAGAUCCGCGCCCAGUUCCGUGAUUGCCUACAGAACAGCCCCUGCUGCAUGCUCCCUUCCUACGAUACUACACUUCCCGCUGGCACGGAAAAGGGUACAUAUCUCGCAUUGGACGUGGGUGGGUCGACAUUCCGCGUGUCGCUGAUCGAGUUGAACGGCCGAGAUAAGGAAGUGCGCAUCCUGAAGGUGUCCUCUGCGUACAUCGAUAAUAGCGUUAAAAUGCUCGAAGGAACGAAGUUCUUUGAUUGGAUGGCAGGUCAAAUUGAGAUCGUUCUGAAGGAAGUUGGAGCCGAUUAUGGACGUGGCGAGGUGCCGCUAGCAAUGGGUCUGUCCUGGUCCUUCCCAAUCGAACAGACCUCGCACGGCAGCGGAUUGGUGAUUCACAUGGGCAAGGGUUUCAAGGCCUCCGUCGGAACGGUAGGCAUGGAGCUGGGAGAUCUUAUUAUCCAGUCAUGCCGCAAGCGCAAUUUGAACGUAGAAGUUGCGGCUAUUGUGAAUGAUGGGUCUGCGGCUCUCCUGUCGCGUGCCUAUGUCGACCCCGACACCCGCAUGUCUCUCAUUCUGGGCACCGGAACCAACAUGGCAAUCCACUUCCCGGUACAAGAGAUUGGAAAGGCCAAGUUCGGAGUCCGUCCAGAGGGCUGGUUCGACUACGCCAAGCACGUCAUCAUCAACAGCGAGAUGAGCAUGUUCGGCGGAGGCGUAUUGCCCAUGACCCGCUGGGACGAUCUAUUGAAUCGCACCCACCUACGCCCAGACUACCAGCCACUUGAGUACAUGAUCACAGGUCGUUACUUGGGCGAGAUUGUACGUCUUAUUGUCGUCGAGGCCGUUGAAACAACCCGUCUAUUCAACGGCGAGCUACCGCGCUCCAUGCGUGAAGCCUACUCCUUCGACACAAGCAUUGUCGCCUUCAUCGAGGAGGACUCCUCUGCAUCUCUUUCCGCAUCUGCCGCCCUCUUGCAAAAGCAACACAACUUCGCCAACCUCCCCUCCGUUGAAGACCUCCGGUUCCUACGCCGUGUCUGCCAAACGGUAUCCCGCCGCGCAGCAGGCUACUUGGCAACCGCCAUUCACAGCAUGUGGUGUCUACGCAACGAGGUAGAAUUCCCCACGACACCAAUGACCGACUCCCUCGAUAAAGAGUCACCCGAAAUCACCGUCGUUGAAAGCGGAGACUCCUCCAAGAACCUGUCUAUCGCCUGCGACGGCACAGUCAUCAACAAAUACCCCGGUUUCCGCGACACCUGCCAGAACUACCUGAACCAAUUGACCGAGGUGACGCACCCCGGCAUGGGAGCGGCCAUUCGCCUCAACCCCGCACCUGAGAGCGCCAUCCUCGGUGCCGCUGUUGCGGUUGCUGUGGCGAUGGCCGAAAAAGCUGCUGAGCAGUAA